Messenger RNA from Syngnathus acus (greater pipefish), 3834 nucleotides. It is a transcript of the gene asap3, whose product is annotated as ArfGAP with SH3 domain, ankyrin repeat and PH domain 3. Gene Ontology annotation, biological process: positive regulation of GTPase activity. NCBI's taxonomy places the organism in Eukaryota, Metazoa, Chordata, Actinopteri, Syngnathiformes, Syngnathidae. Gene Ontology annotation, molecular function: GTPase activator activity; protein binding. The record is from RefSeq and is a predicted model, not a curated record. Bases 216 to 3230 code for a protein of 1004 amino acids. Gene Ontology annotation, cellular component: cytoplasm. The transcript has 26 exons.
CCUCCCUCUAGUCAGUGUGGCGCACAAUAGCGUCAGAGUGUGCAAAUACGCACACACACUUCUUUCAGUUCGGUUUCGAGCACACUUUUUGGACACUUUUACGCGCCGCUCUUUGGCUUCCAAUGGGAAUUAAUCGUGCGGAUUUUGCAUCGUUUCUUGGAACGCAGUGAUUUGUAUUUUGUUCCUUUUGUUUGGGGAAAAGUUUCGAGGCAAACAUGCCGGAGAGAAUCAGCAUUUCGGACUUUGUGGUUUUGACCAAUGAGGAUCUGUCGUCACCGGCCACGUCCACUUUCCAGGCCAAAAUGAGCGAUUGUCGGAGCACAGUGUCCGUCGUGGAAGAGUCCCUGGAGAUGGAUCACGCCACUCUACAAAAGAUGAAGAAGAUGAUCAAAGCUAUCUACAACUCCGGAAUCACUCACAUGGAAGCCAAGGAGCAGUACACGGAGGUCCUGGAGAACCUGGGCAACAGCCACCUGAGCCAAGACAACAACGAGGUCUCCACGGGCUUCCUCAACCUGGCCGUCUUCACCCGAGAGGUCACGGCCCUACUCAAAAAUCUGGUGCAGAACCUCAACAACAUCAUGGCCUUCCCUUUAGAAAAUGUGCUGAAAUCGGAGCUGCGCGACAGCAGAUUGGAGCUGAAAAAACAAAUGGAGAGGAGCUGGAAGGAGUACGACGUAAAAAUAGCAAAACUGGAGAGGGAGCGCAAGGAGAAGGGCAAGCAGCUCAUCCGAACGGAGGGAUCGGACGGAGGAGAAGACAUGGAGAGGGAGAGACGGACUUUCCAGCUGCAGAUGUGCGAGUACCUUUUGAAGAUCGAGGAACUGAAGGUCCGUCAAGGCCCGGAUCUCCUACAGAGCCUCAUAAAGUUCUUCCAAGCCCAGCUCAGUUUCUUUCAAGACGGUUUGAAAGCAGCAGAGAAUCUUGCUCCUUUUGUGGAGAAACUGGUGUCUUCAGUUCACACGGUUCGGCUCGACCAGGACGAGGAAGUCAAACAGCUCACUCAGCUGAGGGAUUCUCUCCGUUUGCUCCUGCAAGUAGACGGCAAAGAGGAAUACCUAAAUAGGAAGAACUCGGGUAACGGCUACAGCAUCCAUCAGCCGCAAGGCAACAAGCAGUACGGGACGGAGAAGUCGGGUUUUUUGCUCAAAAAGAGUGACGGGAUCAGAAAAGUGUGGCAGAAGAGGAAAUGUGGAGUCAAAUUUGGCUGUCUAACCAUCUCUCACAGCACGAUCAACCGACCACCGGCCAAACUCAACCUUCUGACCUGUCAGGUGCGACCGAACCCGGAGGACCGCAAAGUCUUUGACCUGGUUACUCAUAACCGGACAUACCAUUUCCAGACAGAAGACGAGCAGGAAUGUGUGAUCUGGGUGUCGGUGCUGCAGAACAGCAAAGAGGAGGCCCUGAACACGGCGCUUGGAGGAGACCAGCUCCACCUCCAGGAUAGCGGCCUGCAGGAACUUUCCAGAGCCGUCAUUGGAGAGCUUCGUCACAUGCCCGGCAACGAGGCCUGCGCCGACUGCGGAGCGCCAGAUCCAACAUGGCUGUCCACUAAUCUCGGCAUCCUGACCUGCAUCGAAUGCUCGGGGAUCCACAGAGAACUGGGUGUCCAUUACUCCAGGAUCCAAUCACUGACGUUGGACUUGCUGAGCACCUCCGAGUUACUGCUGGCAGUUAGCAUUGGCAACACAAGAUUCAACGACAUCAUGGAGGCGGGUCUUCCAAAUGACGCUGUCAAACCUUUACCACAGAGCGACAUGAAUGCCAGAAAGGAAUACAUUGUGGCCAAAUACGCCGAGCGGCGCUACGUCCUGCGUCGGGAGAACACGGAACCCGGCCAGCUGGACGACGCCGUGAAAACCCGGGACAUGACGUCUCUGCUGCAGCUCUUCGCCGAGGGGGCGGACCUCGCCAGACCGCUCUCGGUGACUGAUGGGCAGGCUCUGAAAGAAACCGCUCUUCAUCUGGCCGUGCGUCUGGAAGAAAGAAGCUCUUUGGCCAUUGUGGAUUUCUUGUGCCAGAACAGCAACUGCUUGGAGAAGAGGACGACGGAAGGCAAUACGGCUUUGCACUACAGCGCCCUCUAUCACAAACCCGAAUCACUCAAGUUGUUGCUCAAAGCCAAGGCCACUCUUCAUAUAGUGAACUCCGCCGGAGAGACGGCCAUUGAUAUCGCCAGGAGGCUGCAGCACACGCAAUGUGUUGAGCUGUUGGAGCUGGCCCACAAUGGAAAGUUCAACUCUCAGAUACACGUGGAGUUCAUGUGGGACACUCAAGCUCAGGAGAUCUACGACAGCGAGGACGACCUGGACGAGAGGGUGAGCCCCGUACCCAAGAACCGCUCUCCGGUGUCGUCAAAUGGAAGCGCCGGAGCCCGUUGGAGUGUGAUGAGCGUCGCGGGCGGGAACACGGGCAGCAGACCUUGUCAGACCUACGAGAACCUGGAGUUCCUCUACAGAAAUUCACUGGUCAACGGCGCCCCCUCUGGCGUAUCCGUGCCACCGCCGUUGCCUGUUAAAUCCACCCCGAAAGGUCGCUCUGACCCGCAGCUGUCAGUCUCAAUGCCGGACGUGAGUCUUCAAAUUCCCAGAAGAGCUUCCAACCCAUCCGCCAGCACUCCUGGCUCGCAAGCCAGACAGAGCCCCCCUUCGCCCGCCGUGGAGAAUCAGGCGCUGGCUGGAAAAGCUAGCAAGGGAAGCAAGUCUCAGAGACAUUCCGGGGAAGUUCAAGUCGGCACUGCUUGUGCUUCUCAAAGCACCACCGCGUCCUCCCAGAACCACAUUGGGCCUGUUAGUUCCGAGAAGACCACAUCUUAUCGUCGCACCAGCAGCGGAGGAGGCAACCAAGGCAAAUGUGCCGUUUUGUCUCCUACCAGCAACCAGGAGGAGCCGUAUUGUACUCUGGGGGGGAAUUGCGCCGGGCUCGGCCAGGUACCCAUUGCCCCGACUUCUUCUCCUGGCGUCACCCCCGCCCUGCGACCACGACGGAAUGCGAUGGUUUCGGGCAGCAGGAACCCCCAGAAGCGAGUCAAGGCUAUAGUGGAUGGCAGACCCACCAAUUCAGAGCAGCUGACCUUUUUUAAAGAUGAGACCAUUGUGGUCACGGUCUCUACUGACCCCCACUGGUGGGUAGGUUACAUAGAAGGGGACUCGUCCAGAAGUGGGACCUUCCCUGUUAACUACGUCCAAAAAGUGGCAGAUGAAAUACGUCUGCGAAAGACAAACUGAACCAGCAUCAGAUGCUCGAUGGCUUUUUUUACAUUUCGGUGACCAAGUGGACUUGUAUGCUGUUUUCCAACACGGAUUUACUCAAACUGGAACACGGUGAGCAAAUUCGGGACAUUACCCGCUAGAGGACUACACAAAGGGAUUUGAAAUUGCAGACAAGGAAUAUAAAACUUUUAAAAUAUGACCUUCUCCAACCUUAUGAACUUUUCUCAGUUUUCUAAAAUGUUUUUAUUAACAAAUACGGAUGGUAUUAGCCAUACACAAACAUUUCCUUACAUUCUGAGCCUAUCAAUUUUAAAAAUGCACUUUAAUCUCACAUGGAAAAUCUCCUUGGAAAUUGUCACCGUCCAGUGUAAAUUACUUGCUAUAUCAGUGAUUAGUGAACAAAGUUCCUGAAAGUGUGUGUGCAUCAUGGACACACAGUUGCACUUAUUGUACAUAUUGUAAAUAGCUACUGGUAUUUCGGAUUUUUUUUUUUAAUACUUUCAUGUCACAAAAAAAUUAUAAUCCAUGUAAUGUGGAUUACUGUACAUACUAUCUGAUGUGUAUAUAUGUCUAAAAUGUGUGUGUGUACGUAAAAUGUGUAUUUUCCCCCCCGACGUCC